UAUCCUGCUCAUCGUACGGCUCCGCCACGCCAUGUCCUCGUCGUCGUUCAAGCCCAACCCUCUCUCGCUCAGCGUGCCGGACCCCGCGCUCGACCGCUGGCUCCGCGACUCCGGCUACCUCGACCUCCUCGACUCCUCCGCCCCCGCGCCGGCCGCCGCAACCGCCGCCGCCACACCCACCAACCCCGCCUCCGCCUCCUCAGGCGCCGCCGCCGACGUCCUCGCCUUCGCGCGCACCCUAGCCUCGCUCCUCACGCUCAACCCCUUCGCGGGCCUCUCCACCGCCGACCUCGCCAAGCCCACCCCCUCCUGGUCCCUCGCCUUCGUCGGCGCACCCGGCGCCGCCUCCUACUCCUGGCCCCCGACCCCCACCCAGGCCCGACUCCGCGUCCAGGAGAACGUGCGCCGCUACGCCCGCAACUACGCCGCGCUGUCCAUCCUCAUCUUCGCCUGCUGCCUGUACCGGAUGCCCAUGGCGUUGCUGGGGAUGUUGUCCAGCCUCGCGGUGUGGGAGGCUGUGCGGUACUGCCGGGACCGGUGGGGGCUCGCCACACGAGCGCCCGGGGUCGGGCAGGCUCUUCUGCACUGUGCCCAGAUUGCCACUGUUAUACUACUAUAUGUGUGCAACAUGCAGUUUGCUCUUGUAUAUGCCAUCGGAUUGAGUUACGCAGUCAUGAUGUUGCAUGCUUCUCUUCGAAAGUUGACACCCCCAAGACUAUCUGACCCAGUGAAUAAGAAUAGGAGAGCACAGCCAAGACGAAGCUAGCCAUGGUUAGAGGUAGGCUGCAGAUUGCAGACACACUGCCCCGAAAAAGGAAUUGUACACCUAAUAUUGUGUGCUGUGACAAUGUACACUAUUCUCCUUCCUCGCGGUUAUUGUCAAAAGAUAUUAAGUACAGGAGUUUGGAGAUGAUGUUAACAAAUACGAGAGUACAAGUUAUAAGCACAACGGAAUGUGGAUGUGUGUGCUUACGAGCCUAGGUCUGUCCAGUUUUGGCAGUCACGAUGUUGGAAGCUAGAGAGAAUAAUGUAUUUUGGAGAAUAAUUUCAGAGGAGACCAAUAUGAAUGAUGCAUAGUAAAGGUUUAUCUGUUCUGCCAUUUUGGUUGCUACUGCAAAAAUAAGGGGUCUUUUCCUUUC
Lolium rigidum is the source of this 1139-nucleotide messenger RNA. Its product is annotated as PRA1 family protein H. The record is from RefSeq and is a predicted model, not a curated record. Gene Ontology annotation, biological process: vesicle-mediated transport. The coding region runs from base 32 to 766 and encodes 244 amino acids. Gene Ontology annotation, cellular component: endoplasmic reticulum; Golgi apparatus. Lineage: Eukaryota; Viridiplantae; Streptophyta; Magnoliopsida; Poales; Poaceae. The transcript has 4 exons.